AUGGAGUUCGAGUUCUAUGCCAAAUACAUUGAGUUGGCUUAUUCGUUAGGAUACACUGGGGCAGAGAAGGCAAAUUGGGUAGAAAAGAAGGUAGCGGAUGAAAUGGAAAGGGAAGACAGAUUGUUAGAGAGGGAGUUCACUGAAUUUAUAAUGGAGGUUGAGAAGGAAAAACUUAAAUGGGAGGCUGAGAAGGCUAAACGUAAAAUGGAGGCUGAGAAGAAAAGAGUUAACAUGGAGGCUGAGAAAGAAAAAGUUAAAAGGGAGGCUGAUAGGAAACUAGAUCUAGCAAAAGUUAAAAUGGAGGCCGAAGACAAAGACAACCAGAGACAGCAUGAGUUAGAGUUAGAAAAAAGUAAAAGUAACCAAUCUCAAGUACUAUUCGCAAACAGAGAGACUAAACAUGAGUCAACAGGUUUUUCUCCCUUUGAACUUGAAUUAUUAAAUAAACAGGAAGAGGAAUUUGAUUCUCAUGAACUAGUAAACCAGACUAGAGAGAGAAUAGUUUAUGGUGUCCAGACGGCCCAAGAGAAUGCACAGUUAGCCAGUGAAAGGCACAGAAAUAUAAAAAACAAACAUAGAUAUUUAAGAACUUUUGAAAGAGGAGAUUUAGUUUUUGUCAAAUUGCCAGACAGAGAAAACAUAGAUGUAUUUCAAGGACCUUUUGAAGUAAUCAAGAAACUAGCUGAUGUAAACUAUGAAAUAAACAUAAAGGGAAAUAACACUUCUAUACACAUAGACAGAAUAAAGAAAUUAUAUGUAGAGCCAGAGAAACUGAUAGAAGAGGAACAUAUGGCCUGUACUAUAAUAAGUGAAAGCUGUAAUACAUAA
Messenger RNA from Physella acuta, 828 nucleotides. Its product is annotated as calponin homology domain-containing protein DDB_G0272472-like. The record is from RefSeq and is a predicted model, not a curated record. NCBI's taxonomy places the organism in Eukaryota, Metazoa, Mollusca, Gastropoda, Physidae.